AUGCAACCCAUAAAUUAGUUGCUUAUCACAAUUGCUAAAAUUUUGGAAGAAAUUUUAAAGGAAACUGAUUAAUUGAGUUUGUAAUAGGUAUCCGUAUUCCAUGCCUCACGAGCACCAUCUAUAUCAAUUCAAAAUUACAUACAGAGAAUUGCAAAAUACACAAAUUGCAACAGUGUUUGCUUUGUUCUUGCAUUAAUAUAUCUAGAUAAAGUUUAAGAAAUGCAUUAAGAUGUAGUGCUUAAUUCAAAUUGUAUACAUAGGUAUGAACUUGUAAUAGUUUAUUGAUUUAUAAUAGUAUCU
Paramecium primaurelia is the source of this 300-nucleotide messenger RNA. Lineage: Eukaryota; Ciliophora; Oligohymenophorea; Peniculida; Parameciidae. The record is from the annotation of a GenBank genome assembly.